Molecule: messenger RNA, 342 nt
Organism: Linum tenue
Lineage: Eukaryota; Viridiplantae; Streptophyta; Magnoliopsida; Malpighiales; Linaceae
Source: the annotation of a GenBank genome assembly
AUGGAACUAGCCAAAGAUGCAAUCAAGCAGCGUUCUAAAAAUGACAAGGAGAAAUACGGGAAAUUUUGGGAAUUAUUUGAGCAAAGAAGAAGGAAGAAUAUCGUUCAUCCAAUACAUGCAGCCUCUGCUUUUCUUAAUCCUGCAUAUAUGUGUAGUAGCAAUUUCAGGGAAGAUCGAGAGACGAAAGAAGGAAUUAGUUUCAUGCAUGAGAACUUGGUGAAGGAGGAGGAGAAACCUGACUUUAUGAAAGAAAUUCAACUCUACCAGAUGAAAGUUUCAACUUUAUUUUCUCCUACCUCUAAAACAAUGUUGGAGACAUCUCAUCCAUGUAAGUUUAACUGA